This is a messenger RNA of Kwoniella botswanensis, 3156 nucleotides long. RefSeq lists its product as uncharacterized. Gene Ontology annotation, cellular component: nucleus. NCBI's taxonomy places the organism in Eukaryota, Fungi, Basidiomycota, Tremellomycetes, Tremellales, Cryptococcaceae. Bases 1 to 3156 code for a protein of 1051 amino acids. Gene Ontology annotation, molecular function: ATP hydrolysis activity; DNA binding. The record is from RefSeq and is a predicted model, not a curated record. The transcript has 5 exons.
AUGCCUUCACCUCCUCCACCUUCAGAAGCCAGCUCUUCCUCAGCCGCUCCUUCAGCUGAAGGGUCCUCGGGCAACGUGACUGUAGCAGGACCUUCCAGGACGAUACAUUCAUUCUUUGGUGGAUCUUCCUUGACUGCUGCUACUGGAUCUUCUGCUCCAUCGAAUGGGAACAACAGUACGACGAGGAAAAGAAGGAAGAAAGAUGAAAACAAUCAGGCUAAGCUAAGUUUGAAUGGAAGCGAAAAUGGUGUGGGUUGGGUGAUGGGUAAACCCGCAGAGGAAAAGCAAGCUGAGGGCAUCAAAAGUAAUGGGAAUAAAAAGAAUGGUGGAGGAGAAGAAGAAGAGAUGAAGGAUAUGGCUGGGAAGACCAAGGGUAAAGGAAGUACAAGAGGGAAGAGGAAAUCUGAUGUUCAUGAGAUCACCAAUGGCGGUGAUAAUGAACUUAUUGAUCCUUCCCUUUUCCCAUCCACUUCUCAAGAGCAAACACCGCCCAAGAAGCAAGGCAGAUCACGUAAAUCCCAAGUUCCCACUACAACCAUAACCUCAAGUACAGGUUCAGCUCUAAAUGCAGCCAACAGCUCAUCUUUCGAUUAUCCCUCUGCGCCAUCUUCAUCAUCAUCAUCUAAUUUCCCAGUAUUAACAGGCCACAGGCAUUCAGUCGAUUUCGAAGUAACAGGGCAAUCAUAUCCCAUAAAAGGAAAAAAUGUAAACGAUGUUAUAGAGAUAGAUCAGUAUUCCUCUCCUGAUAGACCUGUCUUGGUCUCGUCAUCGACUUCACCAAUAAAGAUAGGAGUAGGACCAAAGAAAAUCGCUUUUGCAGCUGAUAAGAAACCACAACAUUCUUUCUUUUCUCGAUUGAAUAUCAACCCGGUUCCGAACCUAGGUGAGAAUGGUACUACAGACGGGAAUAGAUCAAGAGCGAGUUCGUUCAAUUCUGUUAAUACUGCUCUGUCAGGUGAAGAACCUAAAGAUAAAGGUAAAUCAAAAGAGAAGGACAAGAAGAAGAUCGUACAUGGAUUUUUCAAUAAUGUUUCUAUGGCUAGUGAAGGUGUACUGAAGAAUGGUUGGGGUAAGGGUAUAAAAGAAGGGGAAGAGUUGAUAGCCCCUUUACCUAGAGGAGAAUGGCCUAAUCAUUUCUCACACAUCAAUCUGGACACUCAAUAUACCUCAUUUGUCCAGAAUCAAGAAGCUGGACCGAGUAGGAGAAGACGACCUUUACCAAAAGAAGUGUCGGAUGAUGGAUUUUGGUAUUCGAUUCUAGAGAAUUCGACCUCUGUCUUCUCAGCUUCCCGUCAAGACUUGGAAGAUCAAGAGAUGUUCUCGAUACCACCUUUUAUCUUACAACAUCCAGCAUUCACUUCCAUCCCUUCGAAAUCCGCCAUCAAAUCCAUAUCUAAUCGAGAUUCCUGGACUGAUCGGUAUAGACCGCUCUGCGCAGCUGAAGUAUUAUCAAACGAAGUCGAAGCUACCUACUUGAAAGAUUGGCUUAGUGACUUAUCAGUAGGUCAAAGUCAUCGGAAAGUAGUACGAAAAGUGAAAAGGGCGUUGAAGAGCAAUUUAGUGGAUGGGUGGAUAGUUGAUGAUCUAGCUUUAUUCGGAGAUCACCCAGCAGAUGAGGAAGAAGAAGGAGAGGAAAUCGAGUUGGAAGAAUUGGACGAUCCUCCCAUUUCACCUGAUCCAGACCUUCGACCAGACACCUACCCAAAUUUGAAUGGUAGAUUGACAAAUACCAUCUUACUCACUGGACCACAUGGAUCGGGCAAAUCGGCAGCUGUAUAUGCCGCUGCGCAUGAGCUAGGAUGGGACGUAUUUGAGGUCUUUGCUGGUAUGGGUAAAAGGACUUCUGCGAAUCUUAUGAGUUGGGUGGGGGAUGUAGGGAAGAAUCAUAUGGUUUCUCAGGAAAGGAAGGUAACGCCGAAGAAAGAUAAAGCAGGGUCAGCGCCAGGAGGGUUGAAAUCGUUCUUUGGGAAAGCGAAAGCCAAGCAAGAAACCAAGCUGGAAAUCGCAGGUGAAAGUCAAGGAUCUGCUCAUGAACCUAUUGACAUUGAUCAGGAUGACGACGAAACCCCUGAUGAUGUUGAUGAGGUUCAGAUACUGGGUAAUUCGAAUGGAACAGGAAACGAUGGGAAGGUCAGGCAGAGUCUGAUAUUGAUCGACGAGGCGGAUAUACUAUUCGACGAGGAAAGCACAUUCUGGCCCGCAGUGAUUUCCAUCAUCUCCGAAUCUAGAAGACCAGUCAUCAUAACUUGUAAUGACCACAAUCUGAUACCGAAAUCUCAACUCCCACUACAAGCGAUCCUACAAUUCCGUCCUCCCCCUUCUUAUAUCGCUUUGCCAUAUCUCCAAGCUAUCGCCCAACAUGAAGCCAAAGAGUCCCACAGAAUUUUACCGGACGUUCAAAAGAUAUAUGAGGGAUCGAUACAUCAGGAAAGGGAUAUAAUCGACAGACCAUUACCCCCGAAUGGGAAUGAGAGGAUACCGUAUUUCGAUCUCAGGAAGGCUAUCGGUCAGCUACAGCUAGAUCGUGGCGCAACCUCGCCCUCUAAUGGCAUACAUCAACUGAAUCAAGAUCAGGGAGAAGAUCAUCUUGCUCAACUUGUCAAGAAGCUAGAAAUGAUUUCUUAUGUCGAUGCACAGAUCAGUCAGAAGGGAUGGAUGCAAUUGGAGGUGUCCGAGGUGGAUCGUCACUAUCCCACUACCGAUGAUCAACUUGGUAUUCAUGCUUUGAUCAAACCUGAGAUCGAUGAGUCGUACCCCGUACUAGCAGGAUAUGAUUAUUGCUCUACCAUCUCAGAUACUCUUAUAAGUAUGCGUGCGGGCAAAGUCAAAAACACUGGUAAUCUGGCCUUGGACAGGAUGAGAUACAUUCGAAGUACUUUACCGAUCCUCGACCCACUCAUACCCCUCUCUUCACCUCUUCUACCUCAUUCAUCCCUAUUCCUGUACACCUUACCUACCAUACUGAAUAUUGUUGAGACGGAUGAUAUCCUACAGGCUGCUGAGGAAGAUGCCGUGCGAAAAGGAGAGGAAAGGAUAAAUAGGAAGACUGGAAGACCCGUCAGGGGAGGUCAGGGUUAUACGAGGUGGUUGGCUGAUUUGGAUGAGGGUGCGGAGGAGGUGGCGAGAGGGUUGAUAGGUGGUUUGAAAUGGAGAUAG